AUGGGCAAAGCAACAGCUACAGAUGCUACCCUCCAUCAACAUACUUGGGAGUGGAAAGGUGAUGGCCUUCCCCCUCCAACUCACUGUUUCUUCAUAAUCAUCUAUGUGCUCGAAUCCUUGACAGUAAUUAUGCAGAGCAACUUAAUUUUUGCAGUGCUGAGCAGGAGGCUGUCAUCGAUGGACUUGUUUCCCACCUGCCUGGGCAUCUGCUGCUUCUGUCUACAGUGCGUGUCAGUGCUGAACAAUUUUUGCUCCUAUUUUAACCCUAACUAUGUAUUUUGAUACCGAUCAAUCACCUGGGAAUUUACUAGUACUCUUAGGUUAACCAGCUUGCUCGCUGUCUUCCACUGAUCAAGGGUCAACUCUUUUACCUCCAUCUUCCUCUGGCCAACGUGGAAAAUUUUCAGGUUCGUUCUUUGGCUGUUGCUAAAUGCUCUGUUGAUUUCUUGUGUGUCAAUCACCAUCUCAGCUACUAGGAAUUAUAUGAAUGUUCACUUAAUCACUGUGGGGCUUUUCUCUAUAAACAGCCCUAGGAUUGAGAGACUUAAGACGUUCCACCUGUAUUUUACCAUAUCUUAUCAAACAGUUGCAAUUUUUAUUUCUUUCCUCCUAUUCUUGGCCUCCACCAACUCACUAGCCUCCCUGUUCCAACACAUGGAGUAGAUGCAACACCCCAGCCCUGGCCACUAGAACUACAGUUCUAGCAUGGAAGCUCACACCACUGCCCUAAAGUCUUUUGCCAUCUUCCUUAUUUUCUUCAUCUCUUACCUUCUGACCCUACUCAUCUCUGUUAUGAGCAUCUCAUUGGACAAGAGGUCUUGGUUCUGGGUCUGGGAAGUUGUCAUCUAUGCAAUAGUCCCUAUUCACUCCUCUUCUCUAAUGCUGAGCAGCUCUAAAUUGAAAGAGGUUUUCAAAGUAAGGUGCUGGGGCCUAGAGGCUGCCCGAGGCACAGGGUACAAAAAGAUCCCUGGGCAAAGGGGAGUUUGCAUUGACACAACUAAUGCUAAUAACCAGCACUGCUCUUGA
Molecule: messenger RNA, 1026 nt
Organism: Mustela erminea (ermine)
Lineage: Eukaryota; Metazoa; Chordata; Mammalia; Carnivora; Mustelidae
Gene: TAS2R16
Product: taste 2 receptor member 16
Biological process (GO): G protein-coupled receptor signaling pathway; sensory perception of taste; detection of chemical stimulus involved in sensory perception of bitter taste
Cellular component (GO): membrane
Molecular function (GO): bitter taste receptor activity; G protein-coupled receptor activity
Source: RefSeq, a predicted model, not a curated record